CUGCAGCGGCUGCUACUCCUGUUCCAUCUGCUGUCCCAACCAGGAGCCCCCCCAUGGAGGUGCAGCCCCCUGUCUCCCCUCAGCAGUCUGAGUGCAACCCCGUUGGUGCUUUGCAGGAGCUGGUGGUGCAGAAAGGCUGGCGGUUGCCUGAGUACACAGUGACCCAGGAGUCUGGGCCAGCCCACCGCAAAGAGUUUACCAUGACCUGCCGGGUGGAGCGUUUCAUUGAGAUUGGCAGUGGCACUUCUAAAAAGCUGGCAAAGCGUAAUGCAGCGGCCAAAAUGCUGCUUCGAGUGCACACGGUGCCUCUGGAUGCCCGGGAGGGGAAUGAGGCAGAGCCUGAUGACGAUCACUUUUCCAUUGGUGUGGGCUCCCGUCUAGAUGGACUUCGGAACCGGGGCCCAGGCUGCACCUGGGAUUCUCUGCGAAAUUCGGUGGGAGAGAAGAUCCUGUCCCUCCGCAGCUGCUCCGCGGGCUCCUUGGGCGCUCUGGGCCCUGCUUGCUGCAGUGUCCUCAGUGAGCUCUCUGAGGAGCAGGCCUUCCAUGUCAGCUACCUGGAUAUUGAGGAGUUGAGCCUCAGUGGGCUCUGCCAGUGCCUGGUGGAGCUGUCCACACAGCCGGCCACCGUGUGUCACGGCUCUGCAACUACCAGGGAGGCAGCCCGAGGCGAGGCUGCGCGCCGUGCCCUGCAGUACCUCAAGAUCAUGGCGGGCAGCAAAUAAAGCCCCGGCUGGACUUGUGGACAUUCGUCCUUUGCUCCCUGCUCUUCCUGCCCCCGGCCCAUGCAUCUGCCCAGCUCUGGUACCCCCUGGAGGUGCCACCUCUACCUCUGACACAGACUGCCUGCCUGCAGGCUGAGGAGGGCACAGGGCCAGGAACCAGGGGCCUCAGCUGGCCCAGGUUCUGUCCUCACGUAACUGGUGAUGAUGAAGGGGAAUGAAAUCGGGGGCUCUGCAGUAAGAGCCUCAAAUAAACGUGCUGCUUUUUGGAUUCUUAAA
Physeter macrocephalus (sperm whale) is the source of this 998-nucleotide messenger RNA. It is a transcript of the gene TARBP2, whose product is annotated as TARBP2 subunit of RISC loading complex. Gene Ontology annotation, cellular component: RISC-loading complex; cytoplasm; nucleus. Gene Ontology annotation, molecular function: siRNA binding; double-stranded RNA binding. The transcript has 6 exons. Bases 54 to 722 code for a protein of 222 amino acids. Gene Ontology annotation, biological process: siRNA processing; regulation of regulatory ncRNA processing. The record is from RefSeq and is a predicted model, not a curated record. Lineage: Eukaryota; Metazoa; Chordata; Mammalia; Artiodactyla; Physeteridae.